AUCACUGAGCAGCUCAUGAUAUUCUUAUGAAACAAUUAGCCUUCGAAAAUGCUAAUGCUCACUGCCAUAAAGUGUCGCGAACAAUUAAGAAUGCUAAUCCCUCUCUCACUGAUAUGAUAAAAUCGUACCAAGAUAUCGGCACAAACUCAUAAGUCUCUUAGCUGAUGCGUUAUCAACACAGCUCGUUGUGGGGGCUGCUCUGAAGGCAGACUGUUACAAUUGUGGAAAACCUGGGCAUCUUAAAAAAGAUUGUAAAACAGUUAAGCGAGGCAGUCGAGAAAAUCGAUUCAUGGCAGACCGACCGUGCCCCCACUGUGGCCAGGGACUGCCCAGGGCAAGUGACUGCAAAUUCAAAUUCCAUGCUGAUGGUCAAACCCUAAGGGGGUUUGGGAAACAGGGGGAGGAGUGCGAGACCAUGUGUGAUAACAACAAAUACGGUCCCAAGACCGCAGAACAACGCUUGGCCAGCAUGGUCCCACCAACCACAGCUGGAAGUGCAGGAGGGGACCUGGCCACAGCCCAGUCAGUAACUCUAGAUACCACAGCAGUUGUUCUCAUCCCCACUGGGGUGAUGGGACCUCUUGGAAAUGGCAGGAGUGCUCUUUUGUUAGGGCGUUCCUCGACCACACAAAUGGGACUUUUUGUUUUGCCUGGAGUAAUUGAUGCUGAUUUUGUGGGAGAAAUCAAAAUUAUUGCUUGGACACUGUCUCCGCCUUGUUUUGUUCCAAAAGGGCAACGAAUUGCGCAAUUAGUACCUCUCCUCUCCGUGAUCAACCCUCGUAAAGGAGGAUUUGGGAGCACUGAAAAACCUGUAGUUUUGUGGUCAAAACAAGUAUCUAAAGAACAGCCUUUGUUACGUUGCCAAGUCCAUGAUCGGCACUUUUCUGGUCUGGUGGACACAGGAGCAGAUAUCACUAUCAUUAAUGUAUCAGACUGGCCUCCCGAAUGGCCACUGAGAGAUCCUACCUCUGCUAUUGUGGGGGUAGGAGGUCCUCAGAGACUCAAACAAAGUGCAAAGAUAUUAACUUUCAAGAUACCUGAUGGUUGGAUUGCACAAGUAGCUCCUUAUGUCCUCCGGGUGUCCUGUAUAUUAUGGGGCGGAGACUUGUUAAGCCAUUGGGGAAUCUUCCUGAAAACAGAUUUUCAAUAGGGACUGUUGACAAGCAGCAGGCCCUUCAAUUGAGAUGGAAAUCACAAAAACAUGUUUGGGUAGAUCAAUGGUCCCUGAAAAAAGAUAAACUGCUGCAUUUGCAUGACUUAGUACAAGAACAAUUGGCCACAGGCCACAUUGUAUCCACUACCAGUCCGUGGAAUGCUCCUGUAUUUGUAAUACCAAAGAAAAGUGGCAAGUGGCGACUGUUGCAUGACCUUGGAGCUAUAAAUGCAGUCAUUGAGCCCAUGGGUGCGCUACAGUUUGGUCUUCCUUCACCUUCUAUGCUGCCUCAAAAUUGGCCAAUAGCCAUCAUUGAUCUCAAAGACUGUUUUUUUGCUAUUCCUCUACACCCAAAGGAUGCACCCCGGUUUGCAUUCUCUGUACCAUCUGUCAAUCAGGAACAGCCAACACAAUGAUAUCAUUGGACUGUGUUGCCACAAGGUAUGCUGAAUAGCCUGACUAUCUGCCAAUUAACUGUAGCAAAUGCUUUGCAACCUGUCCGAAAUGCAAACCCUCAUGUUAUAAUUUGUCAUUACAUGGAUGACAUACUUUUAGCCACCGAAAAGGACAAAGACCUGCAGACAGUCAUCUGCCAAGUCCGCCUUGCUGUCCAAGGAGCAGGCUUGCAGAUAGCCAAGGAAAAGGUCCAACGUGUACCACCCUGGAAGUAUCUAGGAUGGAAAAUUACAGCUCACACCAUCCAGCCACAAGCACUGCAGCUGGCAUUACAAAUAAAGACUCUGAAUGAUCUGCAAAAAUUGUUGGGAACUAUCAGCUGGCUUAGACCUUUUCUGGGUAUCACUACACAGGACCCCCUGUUUCAAUUGUUAAAAGUGACCCUGACUUGAACUCUAAAAGACAGCUGACACCUACUGGACCACAAUGUCUACAGCAAGUAAUAGAGGCUUUACAGACACCUUUGACACUUUUUACACUUUGACAAGUCACUGUCUUUGUUUAAUGCUUCCAGUGUACUCCAUCAUCAUUCAGAAUACCUUUCAGCCAUAUGCCCUUCUAAGCAAAAGAAGACCCACUUAUGAUAAUAGAGUGGCUCUUUUUGCCUCAUACAUUUACAAAAACUGUAACUUCACGAUUGGAAAUGUUUGCCAACUUGAUUCAGAAAGGUCAUCACCAACUUCAGACUCUAAAAGCCAGUGAUCCAGAAUUCAUUUAUAUUCCCACCAACAAAAAAGACUUGGACUGGAUGUUAGCAGAAUCUCUCAGUGUGCAGACUGCACUUGCAGACUACAGUGGUCAGAUUUUAAUCCAUUUACGUAAACAUUCUCCAUUAAAUUCCUUAGAAGAAUUACCUCUGACUAAUCAAACCUUAUUUUCUCAUAUCCCACUUUCUAAUGCAGUUACAGCAUUCACAGAUGGUUCCAGGAAAACACACAGAGCAGUGGUCCUUUGACGAUCCACCGAAAAUCUCUGGAACCAAGAUAUAAAAUGUGUCGAUGGAUCGCCCCAAGUUGUUGAGCUUGCAGCUGUUGCGCGUGCUUUUCAGCUUUUUUCUGAUAUGUCUUUGAAUCGUGCAGGAACUGAGUGGCUUCUUGCUGUAGAAUAGAGAGUGGAAAGCCCCCCACCGAGGACUUGCCUUCUAUUCAGCACUGAAGAGCUGCCCGUGGUCCAAUGUGGCUGAGAUCUGCAGACAAACAUACAGAAGCUGGGAAAACUCAGGAGAGGAGGCAUGACUUGGGAUCCCCAAGGUGAUCUGAUGAGUUGGUGUCAGACCAGGAGUAAGAUACUGCAGUUCCUGCCUCCUGUGGAUUCCACAUCUCAUCAUGCUGCUCAGGUGGUGAGAAGAAAUAGUUUGAUGACCCUCGAGCACAAUGAUCUCCAUUUACGUGCACUUCAUAAACUCUCACCUGCUUUACCAAGGCAUCCUACCCAUGCCAAGAGAAAGUCGUUUCUGGAAAAAAGGAAAGAUCUACUGCAAGGUUACACCAAGACUUCUGGUUUCCGAUCUCCCAGAGCUGAGAAAAAGUCACAGAUAUCUGAAACUAAGCGGACUAGUACAUGAACACAGUAAGUUACU
This is a messenger RNA of Calidris pugnax (ruff), 3188 nucleotides long. RefSeq names its product endogenous retrovirus group K member 18 Pol protein-like. Gene Ontology annotation, biological process: RNA-templated DNA biosynthetic process. NCBI's taxonomy places the organism in Eukaryota, Metazoa, Chordata, Aves, Charadriiformes, Scolopacidae. Gene Ontology annotation, molecular function: RNA-directed DNA polymerase activity; RNA stem-loop binding. The record is from RefSeq and is a predicted model, not a curated record.